AUGAUUGUUGAUUCCAAUGGGAUUGUGAUAAAUCUUAAGAAUAAACCUCUUGUUCGAGAACCUCAUUUGUAUACCUUAAUUGAUUCCACUAACCCAAAAGGACUCAUUCAAAGGUUACAAUUAAUUGGUUCUGUGUUAUCUUCUAUGCAUGUUCAUUGGGCUUCGAUGUUUAUCCUACCAGCUCGUGUUAUUAAGGAUUUGGAAAAACUAAUGCGAGCAUUCCUUUGGUGUCAAGGUCCAUUGGGAAAAGGUAAAGCAAAGGUUUCAUGGAAGUCUAUCUGUUUACCAAAAAAUGAAGGUGGGCUGGGUAUUAAGCAAAUUUUGGUGGUGAAUAAAUCUCUUAUGGCUAAACACAUAUGGAGUAUUAUUACUAACCGAGAAUCCUUAUGGGUUAAAUGGGUACAUUCGUAUAGGUUGCAAGGGUGGAGUUUUUGGGAUGUUCCUAUUAAAUCUGGGUGUAGUUGGGGAUGGAGAAAGCUCCUUAAUCUUCGAUCUGAAUUAAGGCAAUUUAUUCGUUCUAAGAUAGGAGAUGGUGCUUCCACUUCUGCAUGGGAUGCAAAUUGGAUCUGGUCGGUUGCUUGGUACACGCUGUUUCCUGUCUUGAUUAGCAUUCCUGUGAUUUCUCUUAGUUCGGUGCAAAAAGACUACAAAGAGCAGAAGGAGUCGGUGUUCUCUACUACUAUAGUAUGGGAUAGUUUUCGUGAUCUUCGUCCUGUAGUUCAUUGGGCUGCACUCGUAUGGUACUCGCAAUGCAUUCCCCGUCAUGCUUUCUUACUUUGGUUAGUUUUGGCUAGAAAGUUGAAGACCCAGGAUAAGAUGUUGAGUUGGGAUAAGAGUGGCAAUAUGAAUCUCCGCCUUCUUUGUUGUUCGCUUUGUAAACGAGGACCAGAUUCACAUGAGCACUUGUUUUUUGAUUGUGAUUUUUCUAAGCAGGAAAGGAAUAAACGAUUGUUCACUAAUGAAACUCGAUCUAUUGAAGUGAUGGUGAAAUUUAUUACAUCAACAGUCCGAAUGAGGUUGGCUACAUUGCGGUUUAAGAGGACACAUCAGGUGGAACGCAUCCUUAAGGAGUGGCAGUUACCGUGGGAGUCGCUACUUAUGCAGAAAGAUGGCCAUGUUGGAUGA
Messenger RNA from Erigeron canadensis, 1125 nucleotides. RefSeq lists its product as uncharacterized. The transcript is spliced from 5 exons. The coding region runs from base 1 to 1125 and encodes 374 amino acids. The record is from RefSeq and is a predicted model, not a curated record. NCBI's taxonomy places the organism in Eukaryota, Viridiplantae, Streptophyta, Magnoliopsida, Asterales, Asteraceae.